Messenger RNA from Haplochromis burtoni (Burton's mouthbrooder), 1311 nucleotides. It is a transcript of the gene cunh22orf39, whose product is annotated as chromosome unknown C22orf39 homolog. The record is from RefSeq and is a predicted model, not a curated record. Bases 309 to 641 code for a protein of 110 amino acids. Lineage: Eukaryota; Metazoa; Chordata; Actinopteri; Cichliformes; Cichlidae. The transcript has 3 exons.
UACAUAAAUGUGUAAAAUAAUGAAUGGUUGAGCUCUCAAUCAGCAAAAGUACCUACAAAUUCAGAUUUGAGAAAACCAACAUUUUUAUCGUUUCAGAAAAAAUAUUGUUGCAAAUAAUAUAUACUUUAAGUUCCAGUAAAAGCAGAAUAUCUUUAAACAAACUGUGAAUUCACAAUGACGUUCUUCAGCCAUGCACGCAUUUUUUCGUUUUGAUGCUUUGUAUAAGUGAUACAGAAAUGUGCCAAGAGCUUUUGUUGUGAAAAAUAAAACCGGAAGGAGUACAGUUGCUAAAGCUGUCGCAGCUAGCGAUGGACAGGGCUGUGGGAGAAAUCGCAUGGAGGCCACCACGGGCAUGUGAAGACUACUGGAGCGAGUUUAGACACUGCAAAAGUUUUAAAAACUGGUUUCACCACUACUACACUUACGGUACCGUGCCAUCCUGCCAGCAGUGGAAAGAGGACUACCAUAACUGCAGAGAGUGGGAGAAACACAGAGGCACCGAGGCUAAGGAGGCGUUGCGGAGAAGUGAGAAAAUCAGAGUGGCAGAGCAAAGAAACUUCAUUCCAGUGUGGCAGCUGAGGCAGGAGCCUCCUAGAGACUGGCACGUGCCACUGAACCAGGAGAAGCCUCAGGACUCCUGAACAUCGAGUUUUGACAACAUGCUUAGUUUCAGUUUAAGAGCCUGGACAUUCUCGUAAUCACGAGAUGUCAUCAGUUGUAUUCAGAGAACUGCUGUAUGUAAAAUGAUAUAUACAGUAUGUCUAACAAUGCUGGCAGCAGCUAGUGCUCAGCGAUAAGGAUUAGCUGUUUUAUCAGUAAAUAUGAUCCGUUUCCAGACAGGCUGGUGUCUCAUAGGUACUAAUUCUGCAAAGCUUGUGUAAACUUAAGCACAAAGACCAGACUGCACUCAGAGAAAAUUAGCUCUAUAUUAUCCUUAUGUUGACAGAAUAUAUAGUCAGUACAGGUAAUCAGUGAUCUGCUUCAUUCUCCUUGAAAAAGGUGAAGAGCCAGGUGUUUGCAUGGUACCUGUAGGCCUAUCUGUAUUUGUCAGCUGCUCAGCAAAUGAAUUGACUUUAAGAAAGGUUAAUGAUGUAGGUAUAUGGGAUGUUUAAUCCUACUGAAAAAUCGAGAUGACAGAAUUCAGAGUUGUGUAGCAGUUUUCUGCCUUAUGACAUGUUCAAAAAGAUUCUGAAAACUGGAUCAAUAAAAAGAUUUAUUCCAUUAUUAUAGACAAAUAUUAACGUGACACAAACUCACUGUAACUCUCACACAAUGAACGACAAUGAAGGAAUAAAGACAGUGUGCUUAAAA